AAAAAAGAUAUAGGAAUAACACCUAAAAAGAAGGAAAAAGACUUUGGAUCUAAAAAGAAGCCCAGAAAAUCUAAAGAAAAAGAAAAGAGAAGGCUACAAAAACCCUCUGAAAGGAGGAAAUAG
Messenger RNA from Dentiscutata heterogama, 123 nucleotides. The record is from the annotation of a GenBank genome assembly. NCBI's taxonomy places the organism in Eukaryota, Fungi, Glomeromycota, Glomeromycetes, Diversisporales, Gigasporaceae.